Fusarium oxysporum Fo47 is the source of this 963-nucleotide messenger RNA. RefSeq names its product TATA-binding protein-associated factor TAF11. The transcript has 2 exons. NCBI's taxonomy places the organism in Eukaryota, Fungi, Ascomycota, Sordariomycetes, Hypocreales, Nectriaceae. Bases 1 to 963 code for a protein of 320 amino acids. Gene Ontology annotation, biological process: transcription initiation at RNA polymerase II promoter; RNA polymerase II preinitiation complex assembly. Gene Ontology annotation, molecular function: transcription coactivator activity; protein heterodimerization activity. Gene Ontology annotation, cellular component: transcription factor TFIID complex; nucleus. The record is from RefSeq and is a predicted model, not a curated record.
AUGGCUUCUCCGCCUUACGCAACCUCUCCAUCGGGAAUGUCACCGCCCUACCCAUCACCCGCUCAAAUCCCCAACAAGAAGCGCCCAUCAACCCUCGACGGCUCCGCGCCUCCACUCAAGCGCCGCAAGCCCUCCCAAACCUCCGUCUCAACCAGCUCCGCCGCCCAUCCUCUCCGCCAAACGUCCUUUCCCCCCGAAGCACGAUCUCCAUUCCCGCGCUCUCCAUCCGUCGAUGCUCAGUCGCAUGUGAGCGGCAGCGCAGUCAGCACGACAGCCAGCGGAGCGCCGAAGAAGAAACGCGGCCGCAAGGCAAAGAACGCCAAGCCAGAUGAUGCUCGUGAACAAACGCCCAGUCUCGUUGGAGGACGGGCACCUACUGCUGUGAGCGGACAGGGUGGUGAGAAGGAGGAUGACGAUGAGGACGAUGAGAAGGCUGAGAUGGCGCUUGAGGAUGUCGUUGCGAGAACGCAGGAGCAGAAGCAGGAGGAGAUUCGACUGAGAGCUAUGCUUGUUGAGGCUUUUGAUUCUCAGCAGUAUAACCGAUACGAGCUCUGGCGUGCGGCUAAAUUAGCCGAUAGUGUCGUCAAACGAGUUGUCAACGCUACGGUUUCUCAAUCGGUUCCGCAGAACGUUAGCACAGCCGUCAAAGCCGUCGCCAAGCUCUUCGCUGGUGAGAUCAUCGAAGCCGCUCGCAAUGUGCAAGGAGAAUGGAUCCACGCUGGAGAGAAGCAGAGCGAACUACCUACGCCUCCCCCGUCGACAAAUGAUGACCCUGCCGCAGCAGAGGAAGAGAUUGAUCUCAAGCGCGGCCCUCUACGGCCCGAUCAUCUACGCGAGGCCUGGCGUCGCUACAGGCUAUCCGGAGAGAGCCGUGGUGUAGGGGUGCAGCAACUCUGGCAUGCCCAGCAGGGCGAUGGAGUUGAGCGCUUUUCAACCCGUACAGGGAAGCGACUUUUCAAGUAA